CCAUCGCUUGUGAAUUGAGUGCUGCAGAUGUCUCCCAUCUGGCUUUUCGGAGUGCUGCUGCUUGGUGCGGCCCACGCUGCUGAAGUCUGCUAUGACAGGCUCGGGUGUUUUACAGAUAACAUCCCCUGGGCUGGCACAGCAGAGAGACCAAUCGCCAAGCUGCCUUGGCCACCUGAGCGAAUCGACAUUCGUUUUAUGCUGUACACUCGUCAGAAUGCUCUCAGCUACCAGGAAAUCACACCAGUAGAUCCUUCCACAAUUUCGGCUUCAAACUACAAAGGUGGCAGAACAACACGCAUGAUCACCCACGGGUUCGUUGACAAAGGAGAUGAGAACUGGCUUAAGGACAUGUGUAAGAUGAUGCUCCAGGUGGAGGAUAUUAACUGCAUUUGCAUCGACUGGAAGGGAGGCUCGAGGACUUUAUACACCCAGUCAGCUCAGAACAUCCGGGUGAUCGGGGCUGAAAUCGCCUACCUGAUCAAGUUGCUAAUGAAUGAUUACAACCAGAAGCCUGCAGAUUUCCAUUUUAUCGGUCACAGCUUAGGAGCGCACUGUGGCGGCGAGGUGGGCAGGAGAAUCAAAGGGCUGGGGAGGAUCACAGGCUUGGACCCAGCUGAGCCCUACUUCCAGGGCACCCCCAUCGAAGUUAGGCUGGACCCCAGCGACGCCAUCUUCGUUGAUGUCAUCCAUACAGAUUCAGCACCCAUGAUUCCCUACCUGGGAUUCGGAAUGUCCCAGGCAGUGGGCCACCUUGACUUCUAUCCAAAUGGAGGAGAGCAGAUGCCAGGCUGUGGAAAGAACGUCGCUUCUCAGAUUGUAGAUAUCGACGGCAUAUGGGAAGGAACCCGGGAUUUUGUGGCCUGCAAUCACCUGAGGUCUUACAAAUAUUACGCCGACAGCAUCUUGAACCCUGAUGGUUUCCUUGGUUACCGAUGUCCCACAGUGGAGGCCUUUGAAGCUGGGAACUGCUUUCCAUGUCCUACAAAAGGCUGUCCCAUGAUGGGUCACUACGCCCCACAAGUGCGGCCUGCAACCAACGCGGAGCAGUUCAAGUUUUUUCUGAAUACCGGGGAAGCCAGACCCUUUACACGCUGGCGCUACAAGGUGACCAUGACUUUAAUUGGAGACCGGGCUGUCAGGGGUCGCACCAAGGUGUCUUUGUAUGGAGUCAACGGGAACUCUCGGCAGCAUGAGCUGUUCAACACCACCUUGCGUCCAGGCUCCAUGUAUACUGGCUACAUUGAUUCUGAGGUUGAUAUUGGAGAUUUGUUGAAAGUGAAAUUCAUCUGGAACAACCAACAACUAAACCCUCUGCUGCCAAAGAUUGGAGUGAAGACACUGACAGUGCAAAGGGGCAAAGACAGACGAGAAUUUACCUUCUGUGGAAGUGGAGCAGUACGGGAGGACAUCCUGCAGACCCUGAACCCCUGCUAAAUGACAAAGUUAGGUUACUGAUGUCCAGGUGUCCGUAAUAAAAUCAUCCUGACAAGCACAUCA
Molecule: messenger RNA, 1497 nt
Organism: Polypterus senegalus (gray bichir)
Lineage: Eukaryota; Metazoa; Chordata; Cladistia; Polypteriformes; Polypteridae
Product: inactive pancreatic lipase-related protein 1-like
Biological process (GO): lipid metabolic process
Molecular function (GO): triacylglycerol lipase activity; protein binding
Source: RefSeq, a predicted model, not a curated record